Molecule: messenger RNA, 842 nt
Organism: Apis laboriosa (Himalayan honeybee)
Lineage: Eukaryota; Metazoa; Arthropoda; Insecta; Hymenoptera; Apidae
Exons: 4
Coding region: 142-528 (128 amino acids)
Biological process (GO): septate junction assembly
Source: RefSeq, a predicted model, not a curated record
UUUCAGUCUGUGGUAAAAAUCGGAAUUGAACGCUUCUUCGUAAUCGGUCUUCAACAUCUAGUCCUUUUCGAACUAUUGUCUUGUGAAAAUCUAUUUCCGAUUAAAUUGAAUUUAAUUAAUUUAAACUGAAUAAAAGUUAAAAUGGGGAUGAACAAGGCUACUAUCUUCAAAGUGGUGGAAUUGAUAAUAGUAUGCGUUCUUAUAGGAUUACAUUAUCAUUCCUUUAGUGAUAGUAGUUUAACCAGUGCUUUUAUUACAAUGGGUACUUUUGGUGGAUAUUUAAUUAUCCUCGUGGGAAUAUGUCUUGGAAUUAUCCUAGGAGCUACUAUUGAUCAUCGCUUGGAUUUGUUUUUCUCUAUAGUCGGUUGCAUCUUGUUCAUCAUUGCUGGUGCUCUUAUCCUUGAUCACUUCAUAAACGCAGUCUACCGAGGGAAUUUUCGUAAUACUGGUAUCGCUAAAGGAUGCAUCAGUAUAGUUCAAGGAAUUUUGUUUUUGGUAGAUGCAGUGUUUGCAUUCCGAGGAAAUUAAAAUACAAAAUAUUUUAAAUAAUAUCAGGGACCAUAUAAUUAUCGAUUCAUUUUUAAAGAUACGAUGAUAAAAAAUGAAUAAUAAUUUCGUUUUAAUAAAUUAUUGCUAAAAAUCGAAAGAAUUAAAAUUUGUUUAAUAAAAUCUGGAAAAUUUCGAGAAAAAAUAAGAUGAAUGUUAUAAGCAUUAUUAUUAGCAAAAUGAAGUAUAAAUAGAAGAAAAGAUUCAUAUAGUGUUUAUUAAUUAAAACAAAAAUUUGUCUUUAGAAAGAUUUUUUUCAUAUUAUGAUAAUUAAAUAAUUUUUAUUAAAAUCGUAU